AUGACAGAUGCCCCUCACAAUAGCCCCGACGCCCUUUUGCAGUUAGAGCGGGACACAAGACCCGGAGAUGGGUUCCCACAGGAAGGAAUUCCCCCGAAUGAAGAGUCACACGAGUCACAAGAAUCGGUUUCUGAGGUCGAAGGCCCCACUCCAAGCAGACAUCAUGAUACUGUAUCCUUGGACAUACCAGAACGGGUAAGCGGCGAAUCACAGGUCGAUGGUCAAGCAACAGAGCAGACCGAUGAGCAAGCAAGCCGGGCAGGUGACAUGGGAGGGAAUCCCUCCCCGCCACCGCCAGAUGCCAUACAUGGACGAAGGCGCGAUGUCCCGAUAUGGGUGACCUGGGAAGAUGAUCUCUCUGCUAUAACGGAGGAGGAGUUGAACGAACUAGAAUCAACAUGGAGCGAAGAAUCAGAGCCGACCGCCACGGAUGUACCCAGAAUGGAGAAAUACAUCUAUCGGGACGUAGAUGAUCCGGAACAGCGGCCUGUCAAGAAGCUGAGGCUGAGUUGGAUCAUCAAAAGAGUCAGGGGCACUAGGGACAAACCCAAAUAUGCCAGGAUGAUGGUGUCUCCGGCUGCGAAGGUGGACGAAAACUACUGGCAGAUCAAGUUUUAUCCUCGGGGCAACAAAAGCUCCUCUGUCAGUGCAUAUAUCAGUUGCAACAGGCAUCCUCCCAAAGUCGAUGCUAACACCCACAUCCCGGAGUGUACCUUUUCUGUGUUCGAAGGGGCUCCAAAUGUUGACUUGGGGACUGCUGCUCCUUCUCAGUCGCUCAAAAUCGAGAGCCACACGAGAAGUCAGAGCAUUUCUGCUUCAGUGCAGUCUGUCACAUCGUCAGCCCUGGAGAAGUCGCACCACGAUGGCGUCACAAAUGCUAACUCUCCCAAUCCCCAAACCCCGGAUGACCCUGAGCCCCAACCGGGGGAAUCUACAGACCUCGGAGGCAAAGAGGGUGAGCAGCAGGACUGGCGCGUUUCUGCACAGUUGGGGAUGGUGAUAUACAACCCGGAGGAGCCGCGCACUUGCGAGUGGAAAUCUUCGCAACACCAGUUUGCGAAGACCAAUGACGACUGGGGAUGGACCAGCCUUGUUGAUCACUGGGACGAUAUUCACAUUCGGCAGCAUUUACAACGCCAACCCCUUCUUCGAAAUGACACUAUUGCCAUUGACGCAUACAUUCGCAUCUUCGACGAUCCGACACAGGCGCUGUGGUGGCACCCCUCUGAUGCCGAGCCGGCCUGGAACUCCAAAUCACUCGCCGGCUACUAUCCCAUGGGCAGUGACGAGCAAUCGAGCAGCCCUGCUUUAGCUGGGUUAAGCGCAUGGCUCCUCCUUGCCCCCUUCCGUAAGGUACUCCAGAGUUGGCCUUUCGCAGAGUAUGAGCGCCAUUCACGAGAACCUCUUAAACCAAUCGUGUCUGAGCUACAGAGUAUCUUGUCACGCAUGCGCUCGUUGGACAGCAAAACCGCAUACGUGAGUGUAGACGGUCUCGUGCGCGCACUUAAGAAUGACCUUGGAGAGUCCUACAUUGAUGUCAAGACGUUCUGGGAAGUGCUCAGGAGGGCAAUUGAACUCGAGUUCCGAUAUGAGCCCGGCUUACUGAUACAACUCAGCAGCAUCUUCGACAGUCCAGACAAUCCAAACAGCCCCAUGUCCUUGCCACCCCUGCCGGUUCAAGGAGUCAAGGACAUUCAACAAGGUCUCGAUCAAGUCCUCGACGGCCUCGGGUACAAGGGCCGUCUUCCCAACUUCUUGCCACUGUUUCUCGCUCGCCAGCGCUUCGAUGAAGCUGCGCGAGAAUGGAAAACUUUAAACGAUCGCGUCGUCCUAAAUGAAGUGCUCGAUGUCUCAAAAUAUUGUGGCACGGGCAAACAGGCCACCUACACUCUCUACGGUUUUGUUGUCCACAAAGGGCAAAGAACCUCCGAAAACUUUUUCAGCGUCCUACGACCAGGGGGACCAAAUACAAAAUGGCUUGCUUUCGACGACGAGUGCGUGAAGCGCAUUCACUCAUAUACACGAAAGCGGAUUGAGGAGUAUCAGGGGUUCACGGCCCAGACUUUGCCAGAGGGGACUCGCUCCAGUUUGGCACCGUCGACCCCUGUCGCUUACUUGGCAAUGUACGUCAAGACAGACGUCCUCCAAGAGUAUCUUCCUGGCGUACUGGAGCCGUACCAACCUUCAAACAACAAGUCCUCUUCCAUGGCGCAUGAAAUUGGCAGUCCGAGCGGGCUACCCGUAGCGCCCCCUCCUGAUUCGGCGGAGAUGAUCAAGGUAGCCUAUUGGUCUGACGAGACCGUCAUCGGGCAGAAGGGACUUCUCGAUGUUCACAGCUUCACGCGGCGGUCAGAGCAGUCUGAACCAUAUUAUACUACGCGAUUGCCCAAGUCUGCCAGCUUCGCGGCCCUCAGGCACAAGGUGGCUGAAUAUCUAAGGCUUGAAAAUCCGGACAAGGUCCUCCUAUUUCGCAUAGGAGAUGAGCCUAGUAAUAAUAGGAGGGAGAAGCUAUUGCCUCUUCAAAGUGAUCAUGCCACUCGUCCUUGCACAACCAUCUGCCCCUUGCUCCUCUGGGUGGCCAUGAUCAACAGUGACGAAGAGCUUGAUCUCCUUACUGAAUACUACCAAGCCUUAGAAGGGCAUCUUGACCGGGAUAGAUCAAGUGGUGCGGCUGUCCUUGGACGACCGCAACACCUCGAAAGUGGCGAUGGAAUAGAACUCGCAGGCCCAGAUGCUGAACAAGCGUCACUGCAUGCCGCUGUAGCUGCAGAUAUCGAGCGCAUCGGUACGAUGAUGCCGGCGCCAGAACCGGCAGCGGCGGGUGACCCAGACACGCAAAUGUCGGAGACUGACGUAUCGCCUCCCACGGCUGAAGAAAGCCUUACAGCGGAGGUACCGCAUGGGCAUCUGGUCGAAGCGCAGGAGCAUGAAGGCCAAGUGGCUGUUCUCAGUGCCAACAAUGUUGAAGACCCCUUCCAUCCACCGGCAGACGAGGACGUGACGGGAUCUCCCCAAGAUGGCGAAAGAGCUGGCAUGGGGGCCGUUUCCACGGAUAGAGGUGAACCCGAGGAAAUUUUCUUAGAUCCCGGACUUGCAGAGAUGGAGGAGGACGACGACACAUCGUCGUCGGAGUCGUUGGAGACGGAAACCGAGGCUCAGGUGGCGGCGCCCAAGGGACUUUCUGUUAUCUUCGGUUUUCUCCAGACUUUUGACAUGGACGAGCAAACCUUCACAGUGCGAAGCAGCUUUUUCGCCAGACGUAGCGACAAUGUGAAGGAUGUGGUUCGCCGACGGAUGGGAUGGCCGGCCGACAAAGACUUCCAUGUCUGGCGCCGCGAGGACACUGUCAGAGGCAGCGCAGUUGAGAGCAACGCCACGUUCGAGAGCGACGACCUGUUCUGGGACGGCAUCUACGUGAUCGUUCGGGAACAGCUUUCCGAAGCCAGGUGUCAAGAACUUUGCAAGCAGGGCAAAUACUUGGACCCGUUCGAGUUGUCUGCACACUUGCAGAUGGUGGCUCGGAAUCACCCUGUGCUAUCCAAGACCACGGCGGAAGCGGAGCCUGUCGAGAUAUGCGAGUUCGGCGGCGACUACUACAAGGGCCCGCUGGUCAUGGGCCGGCGCCACGGCGAGCACUGCGUCCACAUCAGCUCGGCCGGCGAGGUGUACGAGGGCACGCUGGUGUGCAACGUCCGAUGCGGCAAGGGCGGCAAAAUGACCUAUCCCAACGGCGAUGUGUACAUUGGCGAAUGGGCCGACGGCAUGCCACACGGCCAGGGCACGUUUGUGCAACACCGCACGGGCAACAAAUAUGUCGGCGGCUUCGAGUACGGCAAGCGCUGGGGCAUGGGCACCACCUACUGGCAGGUCGCCGACGAGCAGGCCGAUCUCUGUCAGAUCUGCUACGGCAAUGAUAUCGAUGCCUUGUUCUUCAGCUGUGGCCAUGUCUGCGCCUGCGUCGACUGUGCCAAACAGUGCGAGAUCUGUCCGAUCUGCAGGAAGCCCGUCGCCCAGGUCGUCAAGAUGUUCCGUGCCUGA
This is a messenger RNA of Exophiala dermatitidis NIH/UT8656, 4038 nucleotides long. RefSeq names its product ubiquitin thiolesterase. NCBI's taxonomy places the organism in Eukaryota, Fungi, Ascomycota, Eurotiomycetes, Chaetothyriales, Herpotrichiellaceae. The transcript has a single exon. The coding region runs from base 1 to 4038 and encodes 1345 amino acids. Gene Ontology annotation, molecular function: cysteine-type deubiquitinase activity; protein binding. The record is from RefSeq and is a predicted model, not a curated record. Gene Ontology annotation, biological process: spermatid development; protein deubiquitination; axoneme assembly. Gene Ontology annotation, cellular component: motile cilium; nucleus.